GAUCGCAUAUGGUUAGAGGAGGGGUAAAGCGACUCUCCGACUGACAGAUCUCUGUUUAUCUGCGAUAGUAACAGUUGCAUUAAAUCGUUUUUACUCAUUUAUUGUCUGUUUGUUAUUUCACUGCAUCCAUGUAUAAGUUUUCACUCGACCACCUUCAGGGUCAUUGGCUCUGUGUUUGCUAAACGGUGUUGGUUAUGGAACUGCAAGCCAAUAAUGAUGAACCACCGUUAGUUUGUAUAGAAGAAAACAACAGAAGAAGAAGAAGAAAGAUGAAAGCAUUUACAUCGAACUCAGCCGUACCCACGGAUCAAAUCGCUGUUGAGUUUGUCCUUCCCACCAUCAACAAGAAGAGUUCAGACAAGAGUCCAGACACGCUGCUACUUGAUGUGACCGGAAAUUGGACGGUGGAGCAGGUGAAGGUUCAGAUCUGGCACAGAGCACUAACCAACAAACUCUGCCCUGAAUUUUACCAAAAAUUCUCUCCGGAUCACUGCAUCCUCCUCUAUCAGAAAAAAGGCAACUGGUAUGAGAUCUACGAUAAACAGCAGGUGUUUCAAACCCUCGACUGCAUCCGCUACUGGAAAGCCUUAAGGAAGGAAGUCGGAAGGAUUCACAUGAUUAUACGGCCACAGCCCUCGGAGGACUCACUUCAGUACCAAAAGUUUCUCAACCACCUGAUCGGAUACGACGUUACGGAUGUUAGCAACGUCCACGACGACGAACUUGAAUUCACGCGGCGGAAACUACUGACUCCCCGGAAAAUCGAGCUAUCCGAUAGAGAUCCCAAACUUUAUGCGACUGAUCCCUGGAUAACCAGCAAGCCUCUUCCCGAAUACCUGUUGAGCAAAAUAAGUAACAAUCACAUUUUGGUGGUGAUACACAAGGACACAACAAGCCAGACCAUCAAAGUGUCUAUAGACGAUACGCCGGUACAGGUUCUUAAAAACUACUUUAACAAGAUCUCCAAAAAGAGAGCGAUUAUAGGCAUUUCGGAAGACGUCAGCGAAUCGGAUUUUGUUUUGCGGGUUUGUGGAAGAGAGGAAUACCUAUACGGAAACUAUGCCAUUAAAGACUUCCACUGGAUCAGACAGUGUUUGAAAAAUAGCGAAGAGAUCCAUCUGGUUUUGGAAAACCCACCAAACCCAGAACAUGAUGUGGUUCAGAAAGACGACUGGGCACAGGUCGACGACUGCACCGGUGUAGCCGGUACUCACGAGCAGCUGACUAUCGCAGAGAAAGACCACGAGAAGAUGUUCACCAUCUCCCUUUGGGACUGCAAUCGGAAAUUCAGGGUGAAGAUCUUGGGGAUCGACAUUCCCGUACUUCCUCGUAAUUCCGAUCUGAUCGUGUUUGUCGAAGCCAGUAUUUUUCACGGUCAGCAGCUGUUGGCUCAAGAGAGGACCUCGUCCAAGCCCUUCACGGAUGAGGUGCUCUGGAAUGCCUGGCUGGAGUUCAAUAUAAAGAUUAAGGAUUUACCCAAAGGAGCACGACUCAACCUGCAGGUGUCCUGUGGGAAAACACAAUCUCAAACUUCAAACGACUGCAAAACCAAGAGUCGUCUGCUGUACUACGUCAACCUGCUCCUGGUGGAUCACAGAUCCCUGCUCAGACAGGGAGAGUUCGUUUUACAUAUGUGGAAGAUGGCGGAGAAGAGCGAAGACAACAGCGUGAACGCAGAUAAGCUUACAUCUGCCACGAAUCCAAAUAAGAGCAAUUCGAUGGCCAUUGCUAUUCUACUAGACAGAUACUGCUACCCUGUGGCUCUACCUAAAGGAAAGGAUUCCCAAGAUGCCUUAGAAAUGGGCGAGAGAGGACAAAGAGAGAUGCCCAAUCACCUGCGCAAACAGUUUGAUCAGAUCAUCGAUACAGACCCCCUGCACCCCCUCUGUGCCGAAGAUAAGGAAUUGCUCUGGCACUUUAGACAAGAGUGCAUGAAAGAUCCCAAAGCGUAUCCAAAGUUUCUUUCCUCUGUUAAGUGGGGCAAACAAGAAGACGUGGCCAUAACACAUCGUCUGCUGGAGCGGAGCACAGUGUGGGACCGAAGCUCACUUGACGUAGGUUUGGCUUUACAGUUAUUAGACUGUCACUUUUCUGAUGAAAACGUGCGAACUAUGGCCGUGAGGAAGUUAGAGACUUUCGGAGAUCACGAUGUCCUGCGCUAUCUCCUGCAGCUUGUUCAGGCGGUGAAAUUUGAACCAUACCAUGACAGCGCACUUGUAAGGUUCCUUCUCAAACGGGCGCUUAGAAGCAAGCGGAUUGGCCAUUUCCUUUUCUGGUUCCUCCGAAGUGAAAUAGCUCAGUCCAUGCAUUAUCAGCAGAGAUACGCUGUUAUUCUUGAAGCUUACCUGCGCGGCUGUGGUGAAGCUAUGCUGCAGGACUUCAAGAAGCAGGUGGAGAUCACCGAGGCCUUGCAGAAAGUCACCCGUGAAAUCAGGCAAAUGUCUGCCGAUAAAUACGACGUGUCGACACAAGUUGUUGUUCAGUUGCGACAGAAACUGGAGAGCCUACAAACGUCGGGAUUGCCAGAAAGCUUUAAAGUGCCGUACGACCCAGGCCUGCGGGCAGGAACGCUUGUGACUGAACAAUGCAAAGUGAUGGCAUCCAAAAAGAAACCAUUGUGGCUGCAGUUCAAACGGGCUGACCCUACGUCCUUGUCGGGUGACACCAUUGGCAUCAUCUUUAAAGAAGGCGAUGAUCUUCGUCAAGAUAUGCUCAUAUUGCAGAUUUUGCUAAUAAUGGAGUCUAUAUGGGAGCUGGAGUCCUUGGAUCUGUCAUUGUUACCAUACGGCUGUAUUUCCACUGGAAACAAAAUUGGAAUGAUUGAAAUAGUGAAGGAUGCCACUACUAUCGCUAACAUUCAGCAAAGCACUGUUGGGAACACCGGCGCUUUUAAAGAUGAAAUCCUGAGCCAAUGGCUUGUUGAAAAGUGUGUGAAUGAGGACAAGCAACAGCAGGCUGUGGAUCGCUUCGUGUUCUCGUGUGCAGGAUACUGCGUGGCAACUUAUGUCAUGGGCAUCGGUGAUCGCCACAAUGACAACAUCAUGAUAACAGAGACGGGCAGCCUCUUCCACAUUGAUUUUGGACACAUACUUGGGAACUACAAGAGUUUCAUGGGGAUAAGUAAAGAACGAGUGCCUUUCGUCCUGACCCCCGAUUUCCUUUUCGUGAUGGGCACAACCGGCAAAAAAAGCAGCCCGAAUUUCCUCAAAUUUCAGAACGUUUGCCUGAAGGCCUAUCUGGCCCUGAGACACAACACCAACCUGCUCAUCAUCCUCUUCUCCAUGAUGCUCAUGACCGGCAUGCCUCAGCUGAACAGCAUCGAGGACAUCGAAUACAUACGGGAGGCGCUGACGGUCGGACGCACGGAGGACGAUGCCAAACAACACUUCUUGGACCAAAUCGAGAUCUGCAGAGACAAAGGUUGGACGGUGCAGUUCAACUGGUUCUUACAUCUAGUGCUUGGUAUAAAACAAGGCGUGGAGAAACGUUCAGCCUGACCUUUGACUGCAUAAAGGAUGUGAAACUUUACCACAAUGAAUCCUUUUGUUAUUUUAAUGUAAAUUAUGUUUACUUCAUGCAUUGUGCUGUAAGUUGAUAUAAUCAUGCACUGUUAUAUAGUAAAAAAAAGCGAUUUGAUAUAUUAUGCAGAAGUCUAAUGGAGAAGUGAUGGCAUACGGUCAACCUACAUUACAUCACUGAUCAGAAAUACAUUUGGCAAUCUUGAGGUGCACCAAGUGCUUGUUUUGCACUAAAUUUGAUUAUAUAUAU
Paramisgurnus dabryanus is the source of this 3768-nucleotide messenger RNA. The record is from RefSeq and is a predicted model, not a curated record. NCBI's taxonomy places the organism in Eukaryota, Metazoa, Chordata, Actinopteri, Cypriniformes, Cobitidae.